Messenger RNA from Telopea speciosissima, 742 nucleotides. RefSeq names its product hypoxanthine phosphoribosyltransferase. The record is from RefSeq and is a predicted model, not a curated record. The transcript is spliced from 3 exons. NCBI's taxonomy places the organism in Eukaryota, Viridiplantae, Streptophyta, Magnoliopsida, Proteales, Proteaceae. Gene Ontology annotation, biological process: guanine salvage; GMP salvage; hypoxanthine metabolic process. Gene Ontology annotation, molecular function: hypoxanthine phosphoribosyltransferase activity; magnesium ion binding. Bases 153 to 719 code for a protein of 188 amino acids.
AUUCGAUUCUAUAACAGUUGGCUACUUGUCAUCUAAGUUUGAAUUUCGCCCGUUGUACGCUAAAACCACGAACUCUGCAAUAAACCCUAGUAUCCCAAGCGAGGAACUCUGUUCGUUUUCUAUUUUAUCCAUCGGAAUCAUCUAUUGUCUUGAUGAUGGAAUUGGAAGAUCACAUAGAACGAAUUCUAUGGACUGAGCAACAGAUAUCUGAAAGAGUUUCAGAGCUUGCUUCUCAGAUCUCCGACGAUUUCAAUGGUUCCUCUUCUUCUUUUGCUGUCGUCGGCGUUGCCACGGGAGCUUUUAUUUUCUUGGCUGAUAUAGUGAGGAAGAUUAAAUUGCCUGUUUCGGUUGAUUUGUUACGAGUAGAAUCGUAUGGGUUUGGAACAGAAUCGAACGGCGCUCCAAGGAUCUCCAGCGAUGUUAAGAUUGAUAUCAAGGGAAAGCAUGUACUUCUGGUGGAGGACAUUGUAGACACAGGAAACACUUUAACCUGUGUCAUUUCACACUUGGCAUCAAAAGGAGCAUCGUCUGUAUCAGUAUGCUCUUUCCUUGACAAGCCAGCAAGACGCAAGGUCCGUAUUGAACUUGUGGGCGAAGGAAAGUUCUAUCGGGGUUUUGAGUGUCCAGAUGAUUUUGUUGUCGGUUAUGGUAUGGACUAUGCUGAACUAUAUAGGAACUUGCCUUAUGUUGGAAUCUUGAAGCCUGAACUACACAAGUGAUCAGAUCUGUCAGGCAGCAACAG